Cloeon dipterum is the source of this 1159-nucleotide messenger RNA. RefSeq lists its product as uncharacterized. Gene Ontology annotation, molecular function: DNA-binding transcription factor activity; sequence-specific DNA binding. Lineage: Eukaryota; Metazoa; Arthropoda; Insecta; Ephemeroptera; Baetidae. The record is from RefSeq and is a predicted model, not a curated record. The coding region runs from base 158 to 1126 and encodes 322 amino acids. Gene Ontology annotation, biological process: regulation of DNA-templated transcription. The transcript is spliced from 5 exons.
AAAUGACAGGAGUAAGGAGAUCGCAACGGAGGAAACUUUAGGCUUGGCGGGAAAGGAAAUUCGCGACAUUCGUCAUUCGUUUUCGUGAUCUCUGUGCUUCGUGGACAGGGCGGACUAUUAGACUGUGGACUUCUCAGUUGAAGGUGACUGGAAAUAAAUGUCUGACCAAAAUGAUGAGAUGCCGAAUCGCACCUUUCCCUACAAGCUGUGGAAGCUCAUCCACAGCUCGGAGAAAAAUGGACUCGAGUGGUCACCGAACGGCAAGGACGUCGUCAUGGAGAAGAAAUUGUUCAUGAAAAAAUGCCUGGGCCAGCCAAACAAGUUCAAAACAAAAAAGCUGCUGAGCAUCACGAAGCAGUUCAACGUGUAUGGUUUCAAGCAGCUGCAGCACAGCCGAAUGGACCAGUACAUCAUUUACUCGAGUCCUUACUUCAGAAGGGGCCAAUUUGAGCUGCUGUCCAAACUUACAAGGAGGAUUGCUCCUCCCGGCAGCACAAGCAGACGCGGCAAGAAGGAAAAGAGGCGCGCGGCCUAUGAAUGCCAUCGAACCGUGCUUGGCGACAUCAGCAACGUGCCUGUGAAAACCAGGGCUCAGCCAGCCCGCAAUGCGACCAAGAUGAGAAGCGUGGCAGCCCUUCUGGACGCAGCAAGUUCCUCCUCCAGCGAGCAGAGUGAAAACAUGAGAGUCUCGAGCUCCCACAACUCAAGCAAGUACGAAAAUUGGCCACCACAAACUUCGUCUGCAAACCCUGCACAACUGAGGCAGCAAAUAAACACAGCCACCACCUCUUUUGUUGAAGAAGCAAGGGAAAAUUUUAAAAGCGUGCUGCAGGACAACGUGAUGAAAGUUUUGCAGUUACCCACAGGCCUCACCAGCAGCAGUCAAAGCAGUGAGAGUUCCUUCAAUCUGGAUGUUUCAAACAAGCCUGUCAAGUUCCCAUUUCCACCAAGAAGGGACCCUCAAAGGGUGAUGCUAAAUGGAAACUGCCCCCCUUCACCUGUGUAUUUACAAUUCAACCCAAACGCGUUCAUCGCUUCCCCUUGGAACCACUACUUGGAACUAAGCUUUGAUGCGGUGCCCUUAGAACACAACAUCAGUUUGUCAGAGAUUGUGGAAAUGCUCUGACUGGACAAGUUAUGUUUGACAUUUAAAAAGUUU